GCUGGGGAGGGGGUGGCUGGAGACAAUGUGGCCCCAAGGCAGCGAGCACCAGGACCUGCAGUACUGAGACCCCCGGCCUGCCCAAUAGAAGCCCUCACCCAUCAGAUAACAAGGACGCAGCUCCACCAUGUUCUCCAGGAAGAAACGGGAGCUCAUGAAAACCCCUUCUAUCUCGAAAAAGAACCGGGCAGGAAGUCCCAGCCCACUGCCCUUGGGGGAGCUGCCCAGGAAAGAAGGGGCUGAAGCUGUGUUAUCUCCACCAAGCUUGGAGCCACCAUCUGCAUCCUCCGGUGUCAAGGCCACAGGCACACUGAAGCGACCCACCAGCCUGAGCCGCCAUGCCAGUGCAGCUGGCUUCCCACUGUCUGGUGCUACCUCCUGGACACUAGGCCGGGGCCACCGAAGUCCUCUGGCAGCCUUCAGCCCCAGCGAGCUACCUACGGAGGGUCCCUGCCCUGAUGCUAUUGAGGACAUCUCCCACCUGCUGGCUGAUGUGGCCCGUUUUGCUGAGGGCCUAGAGAAACUCAAGGAGUGUGUGUUGCGUGAUGCAGACCUCCUUGAGGCCCGCCGGCCGUUGGCCCAUGAAUGCCUGGGUGAGUCAUUACGUGUAAUGCGCCAGAUCAUCUCCAAGUACCCGCUGCUGAACACUGUGGAGACACUCACAGCUGCUGGCACCCUCAUUGCCAAGAUCAAAGCCUUCCAUUAUGAGUGCAAUAAUGAGUCGGACAAGAGGGAGUUUGAGAAGGCCCUGGAGACAAUCGCUGUGUCCUUUAGUAGCACUGUGUCCGAAUUCCUCAUGGGUGAAGUGGAUAGCAGCACCCUCCUGGCAGUACCUCCUGGGGACCCUAGCCAGUCCAUGGAGAACCUGUAUGGAUCAGGCAAUGAGGGCACCCCUCUCAGCACUGAGGACUGUGACAUGGGCUGCCUGCCUCCAGAGGAGGUAGACCUGCUGCUACAGCGCUGUGAGGGUGGUGUGGAUGCUGCCCUGCAGUAUGCCAAGAACAUGGCCAAGUACAUGAAGGACCUCAUAGGCUACCUGGAGAAGCGGACCACCCUGGAGAUGGAGUUUGCCAAAGGCCUGCAGAAGAUCGUGCAUAACUGCAGACAGAGCGUUAUGCAGGAGCCCCACAUGCCUCUCUUGUCCAUCUACUCACUGGCCCUGGAACAGGACCUGGAGUUUGGGCAUGGCAUGGUGCAGGCAGUAGGCACCCUGCAGACCCAGACAUUCAUGCAGCCCCUGACCCUGCGGAGGCUUGAGCAUGAGAAGCGCAGGAAAGAGAUCAAAGAAUCCUGGCACCGCGCCCAGAGGAAGCUGCAAGAGGCAGAGUCCAACCUCCGCAAGGCCAAGCAGGGCUACAUUCAGCGCUGUGAGGACCAUGACAAGGCCCGCUUCCUCGUGGCCAAGGCUGAGGAGGAACAGGCAGCCACUGGACCUGGGGCUGGCAGUGCAGCCUCCAAGAACCUGGAUAAACGGCGGCGGCUGGAGGAGGAAGCCAAGAACAAGGCAGAGGAGGCCAUGGCCACCUAUCGCACAUGUGUGGCAGAUGCUAAGACACAGAAGCAGGAGCUGGAAGACACCAAGGUGACAGCAUUGCGGCAGAUCCAGGAGGUCAUCCGACAGAGUGAUCAGACAAUCAAGUCGGCCACCAUCUCCUACUACCAGAUGAUGCACAUGCAGACAGCCCCACUGCCAGUACACUUCCAGAUGCUGUGCGAAAGCAGCAAGCUGUAUGACCCAGGCCAGCAGUAUGCCUCCCACGUGCGCCAGCUGCAGCGCGGGGAGGAACCUGAUGUGCACUACGACUUUGAGCCCCAUGUUUCCACCAAUUCCUGGUCCCCGGUCAUGCGUGCCCGGAAGGGCAGCUUUAACACUGGUGAUGCUGCAGGAGCAGAUACCACCAGCAGUCCCCUAGAGGAAGGUGGCUCCCAUGAGGAGGCACUUUCCAAAGAACACAGGGGUAAGUGUCCAGUGGGCUCGUGGAGCAGGCACUGGCUCCCUGAGGCCUCCCAGAGCCCUUUAUUACAGAUGCCUCCCUCCUCAGGUGGGAGAGGACACCAGGUACAUAAGUCAUGGCCGAUCUCGAUUUCUGACUCAGUUGGCAGUCUGGACCCUGGCACUGGCUCAGGGGACUUUAAGAAGUUUGAGCGAACAUCAUCCAGUGGCACCAUGUCCUCCAGUGAGGAGCUGGCGGACCAGGAGAGUAGUGCAGGAGCUUCAGCCUUUGAGCAGGAUGACCUCAAUGGCAUGGCCCCUGAACUGCCAGCUAUGCCCAGUGGGCCCUUCCGUAACGUGGGGCUGUCCAAGGCUGCCCGCACCCACCGGCUCCGGAAGCUCCGCACACCAGCCAAGUGCCGGGAGUGCAACAGCUAUGUCUACUUCCAGGGUGCUGAGUGUGAGGAGUGCUGCUUGGCCUGCCACAAGAAGUGUCUGGAGACCCUGGCCAUCCAGUGCGGCCACAAGAAGCUGCAAGGCCGGCUUCAACUCUUCGGUCAGGACUUUGGCCAGGCGGCCCGCGGCACCCCUGAUGGCGUGCCCUUCAUUAUCAAGAAGUGCGUCUGCGAGAUCGAGCAGCGGGCACUUCGCACAAAGGGCAUCUACCGGGUCAACGGGGUAAAGACGCGUGUGGAGAAACUGUGCCAGGCCUUUGAGAACGGGAAAGAGCUGGUGGAGUUAUCACAGGCCUCGCCCCAUGACAUCAGCAAUGUCCUCAAGCUCUACCUGCGCCAGCUGCCGGAGCCACUCAUCUCCUUCCGCCUCUACCACGAGCUCAUGGGGCUGGCCAAGGACAGCCUGAAGACAGAGGCCGAAGCCAAAGCGAGUUCCCGGGCCCGGCAGGAUGCCUCUGAGAAUAAGGCUCAGGCAUCGGCAGUGACUAUGGCAGGCCGGCUGCGGGAGCUUCUGCGGGACCUGUCGCCUGAGAACAGGGCCACGCUGCAGUACCUGCUGCGGCACCUACGCAAGAUCGUGGAGGUGGAACAGGACAACAAGAUGACCCCCGGGAAUCUGGGCAUCGUGUUUGGGCCCACCCUGCUGCGGCCGCGACCCACCGAGGCAACUGUUUCCCUCUCCUCACUGGUAGAUUACCCCCACCAAGCCCGCAUCAUUGAGACCCUCAUCAUCCACUAUGGCCUGAUCUUUGAGGAUGAACCAGAGGAGGCACCUGAAAGCCAGGGUAGGUCAUCCAACCAGCAGACAGAAGUGGUUGUCCCGGUACCAUAUCUGGAGGCCAGCAAGGGGGUUGCCUACCCCCUGCAGGAGGAGACGGAGGAUGGGGGACAAGAAUCUCAUGUUGUAUCCAAUGACUCUGACUCAGAGCUGGAGGAGGCCUCUGACGUAUUAUCAUCAUCAGGCGCCAGUGCCCUACACCACUUCAACUUCCUAGAGAAGCAAGAGAGCGAGGCCAGCUUAGAGGAGGAUCCUCGGAGUGGCAGUGGCAGUGAGGAGCACCUGGAGACCACAGCCGGGGAGGAUGGUAAUGAAGAUGAGGAUGGUCCAGCCCAGCGGCUCUCCACAUACAACACCAACCAGUCCAACAAUGUGAUGGGGGUCUGGUAGUCCACCAUGAGACUCCAUGGUGGGCGGAUUGCAAUGGACACCUGCUGGGAGAGGCAGCCAGAGUUUGUCUGAGCUGGGGCAGGGUCCACAGCCAGCUUCUCUCCUGAGAGCGCCUGACCCAGGGUGCAGCUCACCCACAUUGUUCUGGGGUGGCUGCCACAAGCACCUGGACUUGGACAAUCCCACCAAUACAUAGCUUCUUCCUUUUACCCCACACAGUGGAGAGGAGCCUAGAAGCUUCCAGGAGCAUGAGGGGUCAGCAAGGCUAUGGGAACCCUGCACACCCCUCCAUGAUCUGGAGCUACAGGUGCCCACAGGGCUGUGUGGAUGGAGGAAACUGUCCCUACUCAGGGUACUGCUCACUCCCUCCUGGGAGGGAGUGGCGGGCGUCUGUAGUCCCAGCUAUGUGGGAGGCUGAGACAGCAGGCCCUGCCCUGACCUCUUGCUAUCAUAUUGCCUGGACAAAAGCAACGUCUGGGGCAGGAGGCCAUUCUAGAAGCCAUGGAUGGGGUGGAGGCCGGCCUUUGGUGCAGCUUCCUGGGUCAUAGGUUGGCUGAGCCCAGAUACCACCUUCAGAACAGCCUCACUUUAUAAAAAAGACUAUGCUUGGAUACCUGGGAUAUAGGUACAUGAUGAAGUUGCUUACAGGUCACAGUGUAAUUCUUUGACAUGCACAUUUACUUUGUUUCAAAUAAAGUUUUUAAUUUGGUUUGUUUCCUGUGA
Messenger RNA from Otolemur garnettii (small-eared galago), 4279 nucleotides. It is a transcript of the gene ARHGAP45, whose product is annotated as Rho GTPase activating protein 45. The transcript has 22 exons. Gene Ontology annotation, molecular function: GTPase activator activity. The record is from RefSeq and is a predicted model, not a curated record. The coding region runs from base 128 to 3556 and encodes 1142 amino acids. Gene Ontology annotation, biological process: activation of GTPase activity; signal transduction. NCBI's taxonomy places the organism in Eukaryota, Metazoa, Chordata, Mammalia, Primates, Galagidae. Gene Ontology annotation, cellular component: membrane.